GGAACCUGGGCGCGACAAUGCCUUCCAACAGCAAUCGAAGAGCCUUUUCGGAAGAAUGUCACAGUGGAUGGGGUCUCUAGACCCAUUGGUCUCUGGGUCAACGGCUGGGAUUCAGCAGAGGUCAUUAGCGAGCUCUUUGCCAUCCUGGUCAGCGAAUCCCUCGGAUACAACGUCGUGCUCAACGAGGGCAGCAAUGGUCGGACACAGGUGUAUCGCCUAGCCGGAUGCGACGGUGUUCCAGAAGACGGUUGCGACCCACCCCGAAAGUAUGAUCUUGGUCUGGAAAGCUGGUUCGCGGCAACCGACUACGGUUCUGUGACGCUGAAAGAACUUGGUCCGACAGCGCCCACCAUUAUCAACAUCCUCCCCUAUAUUGGCAAUAGCGGCAUGUUCAUCAUGGGCGAGCCGAAGCAGAGGGCGAUGAUGGAAGAUGGCCUUGCUUUGGAGUAUUAUCGCUUCUACGACGUGAAUUGGUUCCACCCGCAGAAAUUCACGACCAAAGUCCACGAGAUCCCUUUGGAUCGUCUCAAAGGCUGCGCAGCCAGUGUGCAGAGCUUGUACCCCGAUAUCGCGGACAUCUAUCUCGCGGCGACGGGAGACGAGGAUGGCGUGGAGGAAGUGAAUGGCACCAAGGUCCUGAAGUGCUACCAGGGCAAGUGGUUUGCAUCUCCGGCUUGCCGGGCACAGCCUGAAAACUGCACUGCACU
This is a messenger RNA of Symbiodinium sp. CCMP2456, 707 nucleotides long. The record is from the annotation of a GenBank genome assembly. NCBI's taxonomy places the organism in Eukaryota, Dinophyceae, Suessiales, Symbiodiniaceae.